Molecule: messenger RNA, 943 nt
Organism: Fulmarus glacialis (Northern fulmar)
Lineage: Eukaryota; Metazoa; Chordata; Aves; Procellariiformes; Procellariidae
Product: histone-lysine N-methyltransferase SUV420H1
Exons: 7
Coding region: 1-918 (305 amino acids)
Cellular component (GO): nucleus
Molecular function (GO): histone H4K20 methyltransferase activity; protein binding
Source: RefSeq, a predicted model, not a curated record
AUGAAGUGGCUGGGAGAAUCCAAGAACAUGGUGGUGAAUGGCAGGAGAAGUGGAAGCAAGUCGUCUAAUGACCAUGCGCAGAAUCAGACCAAACUGCAGCAUGCAGGAAAGGAGAAUCCGAAGACAGGCAAAAAUGGAGUUGAGAGAAGAUCAAGCAGAUGUAGCGGUGCUUCAGGAUUUGAGGGUCAAAGUCGUUAUGUGCCUUCCUCUGGAAUGUCUGCCAAGGAACUGUGUGAAAACGAUGACCUAGCAACUAGUUUGGUUCUUGAUCCCUAUUUAGGUUUUCAGACACACAAAAUGAAUACUAGAUUUCGACCUAUUAAAGGAAGGCAAGAAGAACUAAAAGAGGUGAUUGAACGUUUUAAGAAAGAUGAGCACUUAGAAAAAGCCUUCAAGUCCUUGACGUCAGGUGACUGGGCCCGGCACUAUUUUCUUAACAAGAACAAAAUGCAGGAAAGGUUGUUCAAGGAACAUGUAUUUAUUUAUUUACGAAUGUUUGCAACUGACAGUGGGUUUGAGAUACUGCCUUGUAAUCGGUAUUCUUCUGAGCAGAAUGGAGCCAAAAUUGUUGCAACAAAAGAAUGGAAACGAAAUGAUAAAAUAGAAUUACUUGUGGGCUGUAUUGCUGAACUAUCAGAAAUGGAAGAAAACAUGCUGCUGAGACAUGGGGAAAAUGACUUCAGUGUUAUGUAUUCCACACGGAAAAACUGUGCGCAACUGUGGCUUGGUCCUGCUGCAUUUAUCAAUCAUGAUUGCAGACCUAACUGUAAGUUUGUAUCAACGGGCAGAGAUACAGCAUGUGUGAAAGCUCUAAGAGAUAUUGAACCUGGAGAAGAAAUCUCUUGUUACUACGGAGAUGGGUUUUUUGGAGAAAAUAAUGAAUACUGCGAAUGUUACACCUGUGAAAGGUAUGAUUGAUGUAAAUAAGUUUCAAAUGGAAUUG